AUUGUACAGUUGUGUGCAGUGCAUUCUUUCACUGUUUAUCAUGAGACAGCUGCUGCAGGAGUUGAGCUCUGCACCGUAAAACAGUUGGUGAGAGUCCACACACACACACACACACACACACACACACACCUCCAGUGACAGGCUAACUGUCAGAAUCACACACCAAUGCUAACACUACCCAAUGGUUAUUAACAGGGCUGAGUGUGCACCAUUUCAGUGUCUGUGUGAGUUUGUUAGGACCGUUUAAUGGCUUGGUGUUGGAUGUUUGCCGCUGCUGCUGUGUUAGCUUGUGCAAACUGGGCAGACGAUGAACUGACCAGGAGGGUAGCAGCUUGGAGACGGCCCUUCAGUGCUGUGUCUAACAUAUACGAUGAUAACGAUAAUGGCAGCGACAAUAAGUUUGCUGAUUUUUCCCAUGUUAACUUUUAAUUUAUGGUUUGAUCAAAUCGACCAGAAUGCUGGAAAUUAAGUGUUUGAUCCUCAAAGUUUUCCCCCAUUUAUAUGUCCCCACCAUGUAAAAACAAGAACACACCCUGCUGUAGCUCUCUACAAAAAUGUAAUACAAUGUACAACAUAAAAUCCUGCUGUUACACUGCGUAGUCUCCCUGUCUCCUCCUCUUGUAUAAUGAUGAGAGGCUGUUGUAUGUGAUGUAUUUACAGGAUAUGGUCUGAGUGAUGGAUUAAUUUUAGGGUUCAGAUAAAAUUUCAUUUUCAUGUAUGUCUAUCUUCUCAACAUCUAAAUUAAAUUUGCACUAAACUUACGACUAAUUUCAGUUGGUCUUUGCUAAGUAAUGCAAACAUACGGUACAUCUGCAUUGCUAAUGUACCAAAAAGGUUUCCUCACCCUCUGACAAACCCUACCCUGUUCCUGGUGAAAUGUGAUGCCUGAAUGAUUUGAUUUGGCCAACUCUCAGGAAGCCACUUCCUCACAGCAGCUUAACAGGCGCCUGGGCUAGAUGCAGUCAUCACCAGCAGCGCAGCAGAUAUAGCCUACAUACCUCUUUCUUUUUUUUUCUUUUUUUUUUAAUCAAGGGUUUGUUUAUUUUAAAUGAAUAUGAUUCUGCACCUGAUGUUGUCUUUGUCUCUGCUUUGGUUCAGAAUGAUCUUAGAUAAUUAACCUGCAGUGCGAUGAUGCAGUGUUAACUAUAUUAAAACACUGGCUGCCGGAGUAAUCUGUUUAAUGCAGGCCCUCGUCUUUGUGAGACAUCCACAAGCAAAGAUAUUUGUCUUGUAAGGCUCCAAGCGGGCUGAUUAAACACUAAAUGGUUUACACUGAGGGAUGAUGUCAUAGCUGGAGGCUCCCAUUUGCUGAUGGCUCCUUGAGGGCUCAAACCUCAGCCCUGCUGGAGAGCGCUGACCUCUUUUCUCUCCACAAAGGGAAUCAGGCUCGCCCUGCCCAGCUUUAAACUACCAAUAGCAGUCAUUGAAAGAAAAGAAAAGAGACAGUCAUUUGGUCUUUACUGUGCCUCCCUCCGUGCCCCCCCUCGCAGCACCCGCCUCUGUCAACUUUAGACCAAGUUGACCCAACUAGCAUUACAUUUAACCAGCACCUUUGUAAUUGCUCUGUGGGCUCUUGCAGGGCAUUAUGCUGGAAGCGCUGCUUGCCAUGGGCGUGUGAAUGUGAAUGUGAAUGGAGAGGGGGUUGGAGCCUUGUGACUCUGUCUCUCUCUUUCCACCCCCCCUAAGCCCUUUUUAGUCAUGGCAUAUGUAAUAUUGCUGGCUUCAUCUGUCUGUGAAAGCGAAGGCAAGUUGUCAUUCAGAAAUGGUUGACUGUCAUGUUGAUGUUUCUUAUGGCGGGAAAUUUUAAUUACCACAUGGGAGAAAUAGUUUUUAUAGACUGGUCCGAUUAGAAAAUUGACUACCUCAGCAACUUCAAAUGGGCUCUUUCACAUUAUUUCCUCUUUUAUUAAAACUGAUUUUGUGCAAAAGAGAUGAAGAUAUUUUAUUACAGUGAUCUUAUAAUGUAAUACAAAACAUACAUUUUGUGUGUCUCUCUUUCUCUCAGUUCAGACUAAGACUGUUAAAAGUGAUGUGGAGAUGUUGCUGAGGUGCAUGUCUUAAAGGGGCUUUAGUGGAUGAGCAGAUUGAUCUCUGGCUUCUUGACGCGUAGUGGCGCAGAAAGGUAGCAGGUGAUUUGGUAUCAAGCCCCAGCGAUACAGAUACGUGGAGUCAGGACAGCGCUGUGCUAAGAGGCAGUUUUGUCUAAUUGCCUCCUUUCAGCUCCACUGCAGCGCAGAGCAGAGCGAGAGAGGGCGAGAGGGAGAGAAAGAGAGAGAGACGGAGACACUCGUUGCUUCCCAGCUGACACUCGCACUGCUGUCAGACGCGUGUUUUUAUUUCUUACAAAAGCUCUCCUUUGCAAUGCUGUGUGCUCAGCCAUGCAUAGGCUACAAAGCUUGCCCAAACUCAGAACUCUGCUUGGCUCCAAACAGGGAGGUAAUCAAAGUUUAUAGUGAAGAUAACACCAGCAGAGCAGUAGAGGUUCCCAGCGACAUCACUGCCCGGGACAUAUGCCAGCUGUUUGUCUUGAAGAACCACUGCAUUGAUGACCACAGCUGGACUCUUUUUGAACACCUCUCUCAUCUGGGGAUAGAGAGAAUCAUUGAAGACCAUGAGUCUGUUAUGGAGGUGCUUUCAGGCUGGGGAAUGGACACAGACUGCCGGCUGUAUUUUAGGAAGAAUUAUGCUAAAUAUGAAUUCUUCAGGAAACCCCUGGACUUUUUCCCGGAUCACAUGGUCUCCAUAUCCAGUGAAACCAAUGGGAUGGUGGAUCACUCUCAGCUUAUACAGACCUUUCUCAACUCCAGCACUUGUCCAGAGAUACAUGGACACCUCCAUGCCAAAGAGCAAAGCAGAAAGUCUUGGAAGAAGUUUUAUUUUGUCCUGCGGAGGUCUGGGCUUUAUUUCUCCAAUAAGGGAACGUCCAAGGAACCGAGGCAUCUCCAGUUCAUUGCCGACUUCAGUGACAGUGAUGUCUACACAGUGUUGUCAGCCAAAAAACUACAUGGAGCACCUACAGAUUAUGGUUUCUGUGUCAAGUCCACAAAGUGUAGUUCAGCCCGGGACUUGAAGCUUCUUUGUGCGGAUGAUGAGCAGACCAGGACCUGCUGGAUCACAGCCAUGCGCUUGUUAAAGUAUGGGAUGCAACUGUACCAAAACUUCAUUCAGCCACACCAGAAACAAAAAGCUUCACCAAUGAGAAGCAUCUCAGAGAACUCACUCGUGGCCAUGGACUUCUCUGGCCAAAAGAGCCGGGUGAUUGAGAACCCAUCUGAGGCUUUGUCUGUGGCUGUAGAGGAAGGCCUGUCAUGGAGGAGGAAGAGCUGCCACCGUCUGAGCGGCCAUGGUAGCCCCUCCACAUCACAAAGCUCGGUGUCAAACAUAGCCCUCCACUUGGCUCAGUCCUGGUUCCACGGCAAACUGUCUCGAGAUGAGGCUCAGCGUCUAAUCACUCAGCAGGGGCUUAUCGAUGGAGUAUUUCUUCUGAGAGACAGCCAAAGCAACCCGAAGACGUUUGUUCUGUCGCUGUGCCACAUGCAGAAAAUCAAACACUUUCAGAUCUUACCUGUGGAUGAUGAAGGGGAGUUAUUCUACAGUCUGGACGACGGCCACACGCGGUUCACUGACUUGAUCCAGUUGGUGGAGUUUUACCAGCUAAACCGAGGGGUGUUGCCCUGCAAGCUCAAACACCACUGUGCCCGGAUCGCCCUGUGAACAAGGGACCCAAGAGACCCCCGAGGGCCCACAUGCACCUUAACUCCAGGGCCUUUCUGGACAAACACUCCCAGUGUGCCUGUGCCUUGAAGAAGAAAGAUAUACAGACUGAACAGCCCAUGCUAACUGAAACCACUGUUGUCAUCCACUAUCGUCCACCAUCGUUCAAACUAUGCUGCACGGUCCCUCCUUGUGUUUUCUUCCUAACAAAAAGCUGAAUUUGACAAUAGACUUACAAUACCUGACCACAUGUGCUGAAGAUGAUGUGCAAUCUUGUCUGCUGAACGUUGUUCUUCAGCCCUGUUAAGUGCCCGUGUGUGGUGGUAAAUCCAUUGUGCAAAGUCCAAACAUGACUUCUUGUGCUGUGUAUUGUGGAGCCGAAUGUGUACUGCAAACAGCUUGUGAUUCUGACAACAUCAUGGCACCAGUGACAGAAAGUAGUUUUUUUUUCUUGUUGACAUACAGUAGCUGGAAUUUGAGUUUCACUGAAAACAUUUCAAUCAGAUGUCUUCUGCAGUAUGUAUGCAAUAGUUAAACAUGUCGUCAAUUUUAUUUGAAACCAUAUCAUGUGGGGAAUUUUAGUACUAAACACCUCUGUCCUGUUGUAUCUGAGUAAAACUAAGCUAUCUUACUUACCACUGUCAUUGUAUUUCUAAGUAUUCAGGUUUUUUUUUUUUU
Epinephelus moara (kelp grouper) is the source of this 4392-nucleotide messenger RNA. RefSeq names its product growth factor receptor-bound protein 14 (gene grb14). Gene Ontology annotation, cellular component: cytoplasm; plasma membrane. The transcript has 13 exons. Gene Ontology annotation, biological process: insulin receptor signaling pathway; negative regulation of insulin receptor signaling pathway. The record is from RefSeq and is a predicted model, not a curated record. The coding region runs from base 2362 to 3714 and encodes 450 amino acids. NCBI's taxonomy places the organism in Eukaryota, Metazoa, Chordata, Actinopteri, Perciformes, Serranidae.